Molecule: messenger RNA, 483 nt
Organism: Prorocentrum cordatum
Lineage: Eukaryota; Dinophyceae; Prorocentrales; Prorocentraceae
Source: the annotation of a GenBank genome assembly
GCGAAGUUGGGGAAUUCUGGGAUUUGUGUCUAUUUAUAUUGUGAAGGCCUUACGGCCGGUGCCGCCGACCCAGAAGGACGACGACGACAACAACGACAACGACGAGCUGAUGACCCUGCCGCAGGCUGGACCGUGAAGCGGAGUCCAAGCUCAGCGACGUGCUCGCGAAGUACGACAAGGAGAAGCGCCGCGAGUACAUGGCGGAUCUGGACAAGCACCUCGAGACCUCCAGCCGCCCAUCUGCGAUGAUCAUGAUGUCGCUCAAGAAGCUCGGGGAGGGUCUUCCACUGGGCAGGCCUGGGCCACCUGCGCCUGGGUGCUGGCUCGAGAAGCAGAAGCGUCAGGAGAAGGCGGGGGCGGACGACAAAGACAAGGAGAGGGAUCGCGACGGGCACCGCGACAAGGGCGGCCGAGACCGCGACAGGGAUCGUGACCGAGGCGGCCGCGCUCGCACCGCCCCUCGCCGCCGCCGCUGCCGCCGAU